AUAGCAAAGCUGUAAGUGAGAGACAAAAAUGUAAUAUUCAAGGCAGAAUGACAAAUGAUACUCCAUUUUAGAACCACCUAGACAUGGUAUCAGGAAACUGAUUUUAAAGCUUAUGAUACAGUCACUUGAUCCCUGGAAAUUUUCUCCUAGUUCUCAACCUGAAAGUUUAUCAAAUGAAAACCAAGCUCUAGUUGUCAUAUUUUGGGAACUCUGUCUCUGGAUACUAACGUUUUACUUGGGACUUAACUAAGCUCAUCCUAGAAUCCCCUUACCAAAAUUGUUCAAGCAUCACUGCACAGGAAAAAUAUGUGAAAAUUCAGUUUUCUCACAAGAACCCUGAACGAUGAUCCAAGCAAGUGGCUAGCCAUAAUGGUGAUCUUGCUGAAACUGUGCAUUUUGCUUUAGAAGGCUGUAGUGCAGGAUGAAGACAAGCUCUGUAGGAAUACACCAUUUAUCAAGGGGCCCAUGAACAGAAUUUUGUGAGAAAUGGAAGCAAGAAACUAACCUGGCGCAGAUCCAUUCAGGUGUUAGAAAACAGCCCCAUGCCUGGAGGUUACGGAGUGAUGGGUGACGAUGGCUCUAUGGAUUACAGUGUUCAUGAGGCCUGGAAUGAAGCCACCAAUGUUUACUUGGUAGUGAUCCUUGUUAGCUUUGUUCUCUUCAUGUAUGCCAAGAGGAACAAAAGGAAAAUUAUGAGGAUAUUCAGCGUGCCACCUACAGCAGAAACUUUAUCAGAGCCCAGCUUUUAUGACACAAUAAGCAAAAUUCGUUUAAGACAGCAACUGGAAAUGUAUUCCAUUUCAAGGAAGUAUGACUAUCAGCAGCCACAAAACCAAGCUGACAGUGUGCAACUCUCAUUGGAAUGAAAUGACAGAAAAUGAACAACAUAAGUAAUUGUUCAACAGUCUGGUAGCAAGCUCCUAAAUGUACUAAAUCAUGAACAGCAUUUUUUUUUAACCCUAUCUCCAUAAAAUCAUUUUACUUGUGACUUUC
Messenger RNA from Lynx canadensis (Canada lynx), 993 nucleotides. It is a transcript of the gene SMIM19, whose product is annotated as small integral membrane protein 19. The record is from RefSeq and is a predicted model, not a curated record. NCBI's taxonomy places the organism in Eukaryota, Metazoa, Chordata, Mammalia, Carnivora, Felidae. The transcript is spliced from 5 exons. The coding region runs from base 543 to 866 and encodes 107 amino acids.